CGCAGUCUCUGGUCAUCCCCUGUACUGUGUCCGCAGUCUCUGGUCAUCCCCUGCACUGUCUGCAGUCUCUGGUCUCCCCUGUACUUUGUCCGCAGUCUCUGGUCAUCUCCUGUACUGUGUCCGCAGUCUCUGGUCAUCCCCUGUACUGUGUCCGCAGUCUCUGGUCAUCCCCUGUACUGUGUCCGCAGUCUCUGGUCAUCUCCUGUACUGUGUCCGCAGUCUCUGGUCAUCUCCUGUACUAUGUCCGCAGUCUCUGGUCAUCUCCUGUACUAUGUCCGCAGUCUCUGGUCAUCUCCUGUACUAUGUCCGCAGUCUCUG
This is a messenger RNA of Staurois parvus, 318 nucleotides long. The record is from the annotation of a GenBank genome assembly. Lineage: Eukaryota; Metazoa; Chordata; Amphibia; Anura; Ranidae.